UUACCUGUCUGAGGAAGAUGUCCUGGAUCAAGCAAACCCCUUUGUGCAGCUGGUGAGUGGGGUGGUUUGGCUCCUGAGAGAUGGAGAAGUGUACAUCAAUGAGAGUCGCACGGCUGAGUGUGGUGACACUCAAACCACAGGAACCUUCGACAAGUUCAUCAACGUCAUCUCUGCCAGGACUGCAGUGGGACACGACAGGCAGGGACAGCUCGUCCUGGUCCAUGUGGACGGACAGACAGAAUCCAGAGGGGUCAACCUGUGGGAAAUGGCAGAAUUCCUGAAGCAGCAGGGACUGGUCAAUGCUAUCAACCUGGACGGUGGAGGCUCUGCCACUCUGGUGUUGAACGGGACCCUGGCAAACUACCCCUCCGAGCACUGCUCCUUCGACAGCAUGUGGCGCUGCCCCCGGAGCGUGUCCACCGUGCUGUGUGUGCACGAGGCAGCCUGUGAGCCCCCUGACUGCAGCGGGCACGGGCACUGCCUGGACGGGCACUGCCACUGCUCUGGGCCCUUCUGGACAGGCCCUGCCUGCGACACCUUGGACUGUGGCCCUGCCAACUGCAGCCUGCACGGCGUCUGCACCGGCUCUGGAUGCCUCUGUGCCCCUGGCUGGACUGGCAGCAACUGCUCUGAAGCUUGUGCUCCUGGUUUCUACGGGGAGACUUGCAGCCAACAGUGCCAGUGCCAGCACGGGGGCUCGUGUGACCCUGUGCACGGAGCCUGUUCCUGCCCUGCUGGCUUCUAUGGCACCAGCUGUGAGCAUGCUGGACAGUGUUUGGCUUCCCAGAAUGAGGAGAAGAGCAAAGGAAUAUUCUCUCUGUCAGAGAGCACGUGGCUCUCCCUGAGCUCUGCCCUGGUGCUGCUGCUGCUGUUCAGUGCCCUGGGCAAUGUGUGGCUCCUGCUGAGGGCCAGGGCAGAGCAGCAGCUCCGGCACGGGGACUAUCGCUACCACCCCCUGAGGGACCUCAACGGGGAGGCCAUGCAUAGCCCCAGCGUGGCCAGCUGGGAGCCACAGGGCACCGAGGACACUCGGGACCAGGGCCAGGAGCUCCUCUAG
This is a messenger RNA of Acanthisitta chloris (rifleman), 1057 nucleotides long. It is a transcript of the gene NAGPA, whose product is annotated as N-acetylglucosamine-1-phosphodiester alpha-N-acetylglucosaminidase. The annotation marks the transcript as partial. Lineage: Eukaryota; Metazoa; Chordata; Aves; Passeriformes; Acanthisittidae. The transcript is spliced from 8 exons. The record is from RefSeq and is a predicted model, not a curated record.